AUGGGCUGCUUCACAUUCGUCAAAUUGAUGGUGGUCUUCUUCAACUUGCUUAUCUUUCAGUGUGGCCUGACCCUGAUGGCCUUGGGGAUCUGGGUGAGCGUGGACGGGGGCUUCUUCCUCCAACAGAUGGGGCUGUUCUCCGACCAAGGCAUGCAGGUCGUCAGCGUGGGCUUCUUCUGCAUCGCCGUCGGGGGCGUGCUGCUGCUGCUGGGGCUCCUGGGCUGUUGCGGGGUCCACAAGGAGAGCAAGUGUCUGCUGCUCACGUUCUUCUCCAUCCUCCUCGUCAUAUUCAUCGCUGAAGUGGCAGCUGCAGUCGUGGCUCUGGCCUACUCUUCAUUUGCAGAGAGGAUCCUCAAAGCGUGGGCGACCCCUGCUUUACAGAGAGAUUUCGGCAGCGAUCCUGUGUUUACGAAGAUCUGGAACACUACCAUGACAGAGCUGGAGUGCUGCGGUUUCACCAACUACACAGACUUUGUCGGCUCUGAGUUUGAAAAGGAGAACGAAGGCCGUCUGCCGCCAAGCUGCUGCUGGACCAACAGCACCCCCUGCAGCCCUUACGAGGCAGAGCGCAGCGCUGUGCAGGGCUGUUUCAAACAUAUCUUGGAGACUAUCAAAGAGCACUCCAUCAUCGUGGGAGGCAUCACAGCAGGAAUUGGAGUCUUAGAGAUUGCUGCUAUGAUAGUGUCCAUGUACAUGUACUGCCACCUGGACACGACAAUCAGCUGA
Cyclopterus lumpus (lumpfish) is the source of this 726-nucleotide messenger RNA. Its product is annotated as tetraspanin-1. The record is from RefSeq and is a predicted model, not a curated record. The coding region runs from base 1 to 726 and encodes 241 amino acids. Gene Ontology annotation, cellular component: membrane. Lineage: Eukaryota; Metazoa; Chordata; Actinopteri; Perciformes; Cyclopteridae. The transcript is spliced from 7 exons.